This is a messenger RNA of Vanessa tameamea, 1750 nucleotides long. It is a transcript of the gene Dbp45A, whose product is annotated as probable ATP-dependent RNA helicase Dbp45A. Gene Ontology annotation, molecular function: nucleic acid binding; ATP binding; RNA helicase activity. The transcript has 9 exons. Lineage: Eukaryota; Metazoa; Arthropoda; Insecta; Lepidoptera; Nymphalidae. Bases 104 to 1732 code for a protein of 542 amino acids. The record is from RefSeq and is a predicted model, not a curated record.
AAGUGGAUUGUCAAAUUGGAAAACAAAACAACGUGUGUUAAUUUUUAUUUUGAAUUAAAAAAUAAUAUUUAUUUUAUUUAUAAAGAAAACAAUAUAAUUAAUAAUGAAUGAAAAUGACGAGAAACCCUUUGCAGAGUUAGGUGUAAAACAGUGGCUUAUUAAGCAGCUUUUUAGCCUUGGUAUCAGGAGCCCUACUCCUAUCCAAAAAGGCUGUAUAUCUAAAAUUCUUGAAGGACAUGAUUGUAUAGGAGCAGCGAAAACUGGUUCUGGCAAGACUUUUGCAUUUGCUCUUCCAAUUCUGCAAAACUUAGCUGAGGAUCCUUAUGGAAUAUUUGCUUUGGUACUCACACCAACACAUGAAUUGGCCUAUCAGAUAGCUGAUCAGUUUCAGAUUUUAGGGCAGCCACUAAAACUAAGAGUAUGUAUAGUGACUGGAGGAUCAGACCAAUUAGAGGAGUCAUUGAAGCUGUCAAAACGACCUCACAUAGUAGUGGCCAUGCCUGGUCGGUUAGCGGAUCAUGUCAGUGGCUGUGACACUUUUAGCUUAAAGAAAAUCAAAUAUUUGGUAUUGGAUGAAGCUGAUAGGCUUUUCAGUGAAUCAUUCGAAGGAGACCUGGAGACAAUAUUUGCUGCUUUGCCAACAAACAGACAAAACUUACUAUUCUCUGCCACAAUAACAGAUGAUGUAAAGGAAUCUAAACUUCUUCCACUAAAUAAAGAAAAACUCAUAACAUGGUCAGAGAGUGAUCCACAGCUAACAGUGUCUACAUUAGACCAGCGAUAUGUUGUGUGUCCAGCCUAUGCUCGUGACGUCUACUUAGUACAGACUCUUAGGAAAUACCGAGAGACAAAGCCUAGUUCACACAUUAUUGUGUUUACAGAUACUAAGAAAGAAUGCCAAGUACUGUCAAUGAUGUUGAAUGCCAUAGGAAUGGACAAUGUUUGUCUGCAUGGGUUCAUGCGACAGAAGGAGCGCCUGUCUGCGCUCACACAGUUCCGUAGCAAUCUCAAGUGCACACUGAUAGCUACCAAUGUAGCGGCCAGGGGGCUCGACAUACCAUCAGUUGACUUAGUUGUUAACCAUAAGUUACCAUUGGAGCCUAAGGAGUAUAUUCACAGAGUCGGGAGAACAGCUCGAGCUGGACGCAGUGGUAUGGCGGUGUCGCUUAUAACUCCAUACGACAUACUGCGGCUCGGCGAGAUUGAAGACCAGAUCAAAACCAAGCUCAGCGAAUAUAAAAUUGAUGAUGACGAAGCAGUUAAAGUGUUCACGACGGUCAGCGUGACGCGUCGGGAGCAAGAGGCGCAGCUCGACAACGAGGAGUUCGAACAGAGGAAGCGGAACUACAAGAUCAAGCGCUGGAUCAUGGCGGGCGUCGACCCUGAUGCUAUGGAGGCUGGAUUUGAAGAAAUGCGUAGAAAACGUAUAAAAGCAGCGAAAAAAGCCAAGUUGGCUAAAAUAAAAGACAUCCAAGCACAAAUUAAGGCUGCGGAAACAGGAGGUCAAGACACUAAUCGCCUUCAACCGAGCGAGUCUGAAGAUAUCGAUGCGACUAUCAAAAAUGGUUUGAAAAAGGUAAAUAAAAGUCUCAUGAAGAAAGACGAAAGGUUCAAAGACGUUAUAGGAAAAGUAAGCAAAAUUAAGCGUAAAGCAGAAAAUAUGAAAUUGAAACAGAACAGCAUAGAAGAGAAAGGGUCAAAUACAAAAAAGAAAAAAGUAAUAACUAAAUGAAAAAAGUUUCAUUAAAAU